Paramecium primaurelia is the source of this 143-nucleotide messenger RNA. The record is from the annotation of a GenBank genome assembly. NCBI's taxonomy places the organism in Eukaryota, Ciliophora, Oligohymenophorea, Peniculida, Parameciidae.
AUGAAAGAUUGGUAAUUAUGGGCAGAGAACUAACAAAUGUAAUUCAUCCUUAAUCACACAAUAGUCUCAAUCCUGAAGAACUACCUCCCUUGCACUCCCAAGGAUCAAAAAAACAAGAGUGCUUUCAAAUUGUUCAAGCUUGA